UGUUCACUCCUCCCCCUUCAAUGUGUCCUUCAGAUGAGAUCCUGUGGCCGGAGGGGGAUGAAGCUCUGCCCCCCGACGCUCAGCACCUCAUCUCCUGCCUGCUGCAGACCGACCCCCUGCGGCGCCUCGGGGCGGGGGGGGCACAGGAGGUGAAGGCUCACGGCUUCUUUGCGGCGCUGGACUGGACCGGGCUGCUACGGCAGAAAGCUGAAUUUGUGCCUCACCUGGAGUCUGAGGAGGACACGAGCUACUUCGACACACGCUCAGACCGUUACCCCCACGUCACCUCGUAUGAGGAUGAGGACACGACAGAGGAUGAACCCGUGGAGAUCCGGCAGUUCUCAUCCUGCUCCCCUCGCUUCAGCAAGGUUUACAGCAGCCUGGAGCAGCUCUCGCAGCAGACGGAGCCCAAAGCGCCCAAGGGGCGGCCCCGGGAUGAGGGGCGGCGAGACGGCAUCGCCCGGGAGCGGGGCUGGCGCACGGCGUCCCCCGAGCUGAAGCGCCCACCGGCGCCUGAGCCCCCCCCAGCCGAAGGGGACAGCAGCCCCCCCCCGGGGGCACGGCGCCGCUUCUCGGCCCUGCUGGAACCGGGACCCCCCCGCAAUGGGGCGACCCCCCGCGACGGCCCCACCGAGGGCGCCCCCGAGGAGCCAGGUGACCGGGUGCAGCCCCCCCCCUCCCGCACCGAGCUGGGGCUGCGGCGGCCGCGACACCCGGGGGUGACCCCCGAGGGGGGGGCUGAUAAACGGAGCCCCCGCGGCCCCGGGAAAGUCACCAAAUCGGCGUCAGCCACCGCGUUGUCCGUCAUCAUCCCCAGCGGGGAGGCGGCCGGCUCCUCCCCCCUGGGCAGCCCCAUGUCCCCCCGUUCUCUGUCCUCGGAUCCGUCCUCACGGGACUCCUCCCCCGGGAGGGAACUGGCCCCGGCCGUGGCUGCCCCCCGUUCCCCCAUCGCCAUCCCGAGGCCCGGCAAGAAGUUCGGCUUCACUCUACGUGCCAUAAGGGUCUACCUGGGGGACAGCGACGUCUACAGCGUGCACCACGUCGUCUGGGUCAGUGGGGAUGGGGGGCGGCACUAA
Coturnix japonica (Japanese quail) is the source of this 1076-nucleotide messenger RNA. The record is from RefSeq and is a predicted model, not a curated record. Lineage: Eukaryota; Metazoa; Chordata; Aves; Galliformes; Phasianidae.